AUGAAAGAAAAUAAUAUUCAAAACAAUAUUCAGUUUAUUGAUAAUUUAGAAUUUUGGGUAUCUAAUGGUAAAUCAUUUAUAAAGUCCUAUUUACAGCCACUUAAUUUUAAUGUUAUUGGAACCAGAUUCAAUAAAGAAAGAACAAGAGUUCAGUACUUAUUGUUAAAUAAUAUCAUUUCGAGAGAUAAUUUAGAAAUUGGAUUUGAAAUCGAAAACAAUUCAUAUAUUAAAGAUAGAGAACAUCAAUUUAUUAUUGUUACAAGCUCAAUAUCUUCAAAGGAUAUAGAGUUUCAUUCAAAGCAUCAACAACAUGGGGAUUUUAUUCAAAAUAUAACAUUUUAUUGUAGAGAUAUAAAAGCAGCAUUUAAUAAAUCAAUUGAGGGUGGUGCUAUUUCAGUUUUGGAGCCAAUUAUAGAAAAAUUUAAUAACGAAUUGGAUAUUGUAGAAAGAGCUGUUAUUCAAUCACCAUUUAAAGAUUUAAAUCAUACAUUCAUAAACAGAGAUAUUGGAUCAUUGGAAGAGAAACAAUCAAACAAUCCAUUAAGAUUAUUCCCACAGUUUAAUGCUCUCAAUGAUUUAGAUAAUUUUAAUGUCGACAGUAGAUCACUUUUGUUUAAAAGUUUAAAUGGUAUAACAGGUUCCUUGGAUCAUGUUGCAACAUGUGUUAAACAUGGGGAAAUGAAUCAUUUUGUUCAAUGGUAUCACAAGUGUUUAAAUUUCAAAUUGCUUUCAGAUUCAGUAAACGAUGGUGACAAUUUAGAGAAUGAAUUAAUUUUAGAUAAAAAUUUUUAUGUAAUUUCGAAAAAAGAUUUCAAGUAUACAAAAAAAGAAAAUAUUGGUUUAAAAAUGGCAGUUUUAUCAAAUCAGCCAUCAAACACACAACACUAUAAAACUCCACCAAUUCAAUUUGUUAUCUCUGAAGCUAUCGAGGGUGGCGAGGGUCAAAUCGAACAAUUUAUUCACUACUUUAAUGGUUCAGGUGUACAGCAUUUGGCUUUCAACUCUUCUGAUAUAUUUAAAGCUGUAGAUAAUGCAAAAAGUCAAAAGUUAGAGUUUGUUUAUAUCCCAGAAUCAUACUACAAUAAAUUGGAUGAAAGAUUAAAGCAUCUUUUCCCAAAUGGAAUUCCUGAAGAGUUAAAAAGUAGUUUAAUGAAAUAUAGAAUUUUAAUUGACUCUGAUUCAGAACAAAUUAUAAAUCAAAGUAAUAAUAAAGAUAUUGGAUAUAUUAAACAGAUUUUCACAAAAUAUAUUUCAGAUUCCCCAACAAUAUUUUUUGAAUUAAUUGAAAGAUCAAAUGCUUUGGGUUUUGGCAAAGGAAAUAUCAUUGCAUUGUUCGAAUCUUUAGAAAAAGAAAGUGAAUCAAAAAUAGUUUUAAACAAAUAA
Molecule: messenger RNA, 1383 nt
Organism: Dictyostelium purpureum
Lineage: Eukaryota; Evosea; Eumycetozoa; Dictyosteliales; Dictyosteliaceae
Exons: 3
Coding region: 1-1383 (460 amino acids)
Biological process (GO): L-tyrosine catabolic process
Molecular function (GO): 4-hydroxyphenylpyruvate dioxygenase activity
Source: RefSeq, a predicted model, not a curated record